AUGCGGCGGCGACCGUCAUACAGCGCGGCUACCGUUCUCUACGCGAGCGGCGUCUCACCGCCACACCUGUCAAGAGAACAUAUUCCCAAAGACGUCAAAAUCAGGCAGCGAGAAAAAUUCAACAAUUUAUGCGACAGUCAAAGAUCAAUACUUGGGAGGAAUUUACGACAAACGUUGCAGAGCGCGCGAGCCGAAAACGCGAAGGUGGCCCGGCUCUGCCCGGAUGUCCGCCAAAGCUCUCCGCGGCCCACCACCAGUAUACCCAUGCCUAAUCGGAUCAUUGACUACUUAGCGCCGGAAUCACCCAUGGACGCAGAUGAUGAUCUCCUUAUCGAGCUUCUGUUUAAAAUG
Molecule: messenger RNA, 351 nt
Organism: Brenthis ino (lesser marbled fritillary)
Lineage: Eukaryota; Metazoa; Arthropoda; Insecta; Lepidoptera; Nymphalidae
Source: the annotation of a GenBank genome assembly